AUGGCCGAGUGCAUCACCAGAUCAGCCACCGAUCCUCCAAGCCCAGACGACCUCCGAGACGCUUACGAGCUUGAAUUGCGCUCUCCGAACGGCAACCCUGUUCGUCUCGGAGAGCUCAUUUGUGAAAAGGGUGACAAUAUCACGACGAUUAUUGUUUUUAUCCGCCACUUCUUCUGCGUCUACGACCAAGACUACGUCCGCACAAUCUCGCACCACCUAACAGACUCCCUGCUCAAAUCCCUCCCGUCAACUUCCUCAACGGGCCCCUCGCAACUAAUAAUAAUCGGCUGCGGCGACCCGGCGCUGAUAACCCCCUACGUCUCGGAAACAUCCACCCCCUUCCCAGUCUACAGCGACCCUCGCGGGCGAAUCUACGAGAAGCUACACAUGACACGUACAAUGUCGAAUGUCAUGAAGCAGCCGAGCUACAGCACCGUGGGGUUUUGGAGGGCGUUGGGCAAGACCUUCCGGCAGAUGGCGGCGAGUGGGUGGAGGGGGUUGAGGGGUGGUGGGUGGGGGCAAAAUGGGGGCGAGUGGGUGUUCAAGGGCGGGAAGUGUGUUUAUGUACAUCGCAUGAAGGAUGUAGGGGAUCAUUUGACGGCAGGGGAGUUGUUGGAGGUUUUGGGAUGCGGGGCUGGGGAUGAUACGGCGAAGGAGGAGAUGAGGGAGGAGGUUGAGAGGAGGUUGGAUUAG
Molecule: messenger RNA, 693 nt
Organism: Aspergillus calidoustus
Lineage: Eukaryota; Fungi; Ascomycota; Eurotiomycetes; Eurotiales; Aspergillaceae
Source: the annotation of a GenBank genome assembly